CCGCCGCACCGAGAGGGUCGACCCCCCGCGCGCGCAUGUCGAGAGGCGCCCCCCGCCGGCAACAAGUGCGCGGCCCGGAGCUCGCGCGCGCUGCGGCUCGGCGCGGGGCCGCGGCCGGGGCCUAAGUGACAGAGAUAAGUGGACGCCCCCGGGCGUACUGCUGCAGACGCGGGGUAUCGGACGCAAUUUCCGGCACACGGCCGCAAGUUUUUUCGCCCCUCCCGCACUCAGCACUCCGCACUAUCGGGGGUGUCUAUCCGUCCGCCCCUAUCGCAGGAAUCGAGCCAAGAGCCUGCCAACGCCAGGAAAUUAAAAAAAAGAGAAUUUAGAGUGCGACUGCGGAACAGCUGAUCAGUUUGGAGUUACGUUAAAUUACCGUGUGCUUGUGAGGUGUUCGUGUCUUGAAAUGUGAGAGCAACGUGACCGUUGGAACUGUGUGUGAACAACGACACCUUCCUCGGCCCCCGCCGGCCGGUGCCGACCCAAUGGAUUGAGGAGCGUUACGGUGUACCGUUACCACGGACUGAUCCGCUGGGGCGGCGGGGCGGCGGGCAGCGUGACCGUGUCAUGUGACACCAUGGCGAGGCCACCGGCGGCUCUACUGCUCCUGUUCGUCGUGGUGCUGGUGGGGUGGGGGUCCACCUCGACCGUUGCCCCGUCGCUGACCUCGCCGGCGCCGUCCAGGCCGACCUCGGCGUCUCCGCUGAUCUCGACGCUCUUGUCGGGUUCAGCGCUCCCGCCCACCCGGCAGACACCGCCCUCCACGCCGUCGGCGCCCUGGGGCCAUGUGUGUCCCGAAGCCUGCCUGUGCGGCCAGGAGCCUCUCCACCUGCCGACGCCGGUAUCCGACGCCGCCGACCUUGGCGCCGUGUCCGGGCCGAGGCCCUUCAUGGCGUGCUACAGCGUGCCGUCCGGCCUCGCUGAGGACGACCCCUACGUGGAGGUGCUCCGCGUGUCCAACUGGACGGUGCGCCGCCUCGACCUGUGGCCGCUGCGCCGCCUGCCAGGGCUCCGGGUGCUCGACAUGCAGGGCAACGCUGUGGCCGAGAUCUCGGGCUCCGGCAAGGCCAACCCGGAGCUGCGCGUCGUGGACCUGUCAGCCAACAGCCUCCACAUCCUCGGCGCGUUUGCCUUCCGCGACCUGUCCUCGCUGCGGGUGCUCAACCUGUCGCUCAACGGGCUGCACUCCAUCGCGCCCCAGGCGCUCGCGCUGCCGCGGCUCCGCGUCCUCGACCUGCGCCGCAACAGGCUGGCCGUGCUCAAGCCGCACUUCUUCUCGGACGCGCCCGCGCUGCGGGAGCUCUACCUGUCCGACAACGCCCUGUCGCGCGUGCCGCCGCUCGUGCUCGCCCCUCUCGACGUGCUCGACCUGUCCGGCAACCACAUCAUCCGCGUCGAGGAGGCGGCGUUCGACGCCGUCAACGUGAGCCGGGUCCUGGACCUGUCGCGCAACGCGCUGCGGCGCGUGCCCAACGCGGCGCUGCGGCGGCUCGGCGCCGUGCGCGACCUGGUGCUCAGCGACAACCCGCUGGGGGAGGCGCUGCCGGCGGGCGCGGUGGCGGGGCUCGCCGUCCACACGCUGCACCUGCAGCGCCUGCGCACGCUCGCCACCGUGCACCGCGGCGCCUUCCAAGGUCUGCCCGAGCUGCGUGAGCUGCGGCUCUCGGCCAACCCGGACCUGGCCUACGUGCACCCGCAGGGCCUCGGCGGCGUGCCGCAGCUCCACACCCUCGACCUCUCGGACACGCCGCUGCUCGCCCUGGAGCGCGAGCUUCUGGACGCGGCGCCCGCACUGCGCACCCUGCGGCUGGACAACGGGACGCUGCACUGCCACUGCAGCCUGGGCUGGCUGCGCAACCUGACGGGUGGGCCCGUGCUGUGCAGGGGCCCGCCCGCGGCCGCCAACCCGCCCUGCGCGCCCUACAUCAUCCCGCUGUUCCCGGAGACGUUCUCCGAGACGCUGGGCAACAACGCGUCCUUCCACUGCCGGGCGCUGUUCGGCGAGGUGCCGGCCGGCAGCCCGGACGUGGCCGCCACCGUCACGUGGCAGACGCAGGCGGGCGUGGAGCUGGCGGAGGGGCAGUGCGCCGACGGCGCGGGCCGCGUGUGCGUGCGCGACCACGUGCUCACCGUGCUCUACCUGCACGCCGAGGACGCGGGCACGUACACGUGCGAGGCGCGUGGAGCGGGCCACGACACCCGCGCCGUGCGCCUGCACGUGCGCGACGUGCACGUGCGCCUGCUGCCCCUCACCGUCACGUCCACGUUCGUCACGCUCGCGUGGAACAUGAGCAGCGCCGUCACCAACAGCUACACGCUCCGCGUCCAGGAGGUCGACGCCGGCAACGCGUCCGAGGCCGGGCGCUCCGUCACCUUCACCGUCGGCCUCAAGAUGCACUCGUACACGGUGCACGGGCUCAAGCCGCGCUGCCGCUACGCCUUCACGCUCGCCAUCCAGCGGGAGGCGUACUCGCUCGUCAUCGGCUCCACGGAGGUGACGACGCGCGAGGGCGCCUUCCUCGUGUCGCUCGGCAUCGAGCGCAACUACCUGAGCAUCAUCGUGGUCUCGGUGGUGGGCGGCGCCUCCACGGCGGCGUGCCUCGGCGUGUGCGGCCUGCGCUGCUGGCGGCAGCGCCUGCGCCUCAAGGAGGCCGCGCACCUGGCCGCCCUCCGCAAGUCGGACUCGGCCUUCUCCGGGAGGGAGAUGCUCUCGCAGCCAGGGUCGCCGUCGGCCGAGAGCCCGCCGCUGCAGACGCUCUUCCGCGGCAUCACGUACAUCAGCCUCUCGGACGAGCGGAGCGCGCCGAGCGAGUGCGGCCGCUCCAUCGAGCAGGACCUCAUUAGCUUCACGUGAUGGAAGCCGUAGGUAGAGCACGAGUCGUUGGGGUCGGCUCGCGGUGACGCGAGGGCGCCUGAGGAGCGCUGGGUAGGCAAUACAGCGCACUCGAGCCGAGGGGUUGCCUACCCCACAGGCGUCUGAGUGCGAGACAGUACAAGAGGCAGCCGAGUCUUCCCAACGCACGCUGCCCAACCCGCGCGCCAUAACGGCAGCCGCGGGCUGGGCAACAACCUCCGCCCCCCCCCUCUCUCUCUCUCUCUCUCUCUCUCUCUCUCUCUCUCUCUCUCUCUGUGUCUCUCUGUCUUUCGACAAAUGCGGCCGCCAACCUCAAAGCUAAACCUCGCGAACGCUGUGCUUCCUAUUUCUUGUAAUUACCACUUUACAUUUCUUUUGUUUUUGUUGUUUUUUUCCCUUGCUGCUUCUGUGAUGACGAUGAUGCGAAACUCGCUGUUGAUAAAAAGGAGAAGUAGUCUCUUUGAAACUCGCGCCCGAUCGUGCUACGAUCAGCGGCCCCCCCGGCGGCGCCCACGCCUCCGCCCCGGGCCGGCAUUGUCGGCGAGGCGAGCUAGGGAGAGGCCAGGAAGGAGGGGACUCCCAUUUCGCCUUGACGUUUUUAAUUGGUCCUAGCGACGCCCUGGCCGGGGCCCUGGCCGAGGCCCUUUGGGUGCUUGUAACCCGCUCGCCCCGGAGUACUUUCUCCUCUUCCUACCCAUCAGAAAUGUAUUAAUGAGGCACGGCGCACGGCCUCCCCUCGGCCUCUGCCCCUUUUUCUAUGGCACGUUCGCCCAUCGACCACGGCCGGCCGCUGAAUUUUUCAUGAAGCCGAGCCGAGGCCCCGCGCCGCCCCCCUGAAUAGAGCUAGCCGACCCCGCAGAGAUUUCUUUUGUUGCCCCGGACACGGUCGGACCUGGUCAGACUAAUGGUGGCGCGAGGUGUUCUGAUAUUCAAAUCAAUGGCUGCGGAGGAAGUGGCGGGGCGGGGAGCGGCGGGGCAGCGUGCGCUCCGCUUCACGGGGCAGCCUCCGGAAUGAGCCAGCCCUUCAGCCCCGCCUGACUCCUCGAAAUGAAGUGGACCAACAACGCGGUGCCGCGGCGCGGCGGCGUUGUUUUUCAUUACGAAAAGACAAAAUAAAAAUAAAAUAAAGACAUGAAUGAAAAAAAAAAAAAAUAGAUCAACAAAGAAACAGACACACAAAAGGUGUGAAUGGAUGUGUGUUUUCUUUUUCGGAAUCACGGUGGAGACCGUGUUCGGAAUGUUCUGCUCUGGGGGAAUGCGAAUCCCCAGUGAGCAGCGUUGUUGUUGUUUGAUGCUCUGUGAUCUUCCUCAUUCUUGUACCUACUCUGUACGUUGUGUAGACUAUUAGACCAUAUCUGUACAAAAGUUCGGUAAAUGAAUGCUAGUGUGUAAGCAAAACAAAAGGUCUCAAACUUGUACAUACGGGGUGUUAUUGCCAUUUUUAUAAAUUCAAUAAAAUAUUGACGACUUAAUCUGUUCGGCGA
Messenger RNA from Frankliniella occidentalis (western flower thrips), 4338 nucleotides. RefSeq names its product leucine-rich repeat neuronal protein 2-like. The transcript has 2 exons. NCBI's taxonomy places the organism in Eukaryota, Metazoa, Arthropoda, Insecta, Thysanoptera, Thripidae. The record is from RefSeq and is a predicted model, not a curated record. Gene Ontology annotation, molecular function: protein binding. The coding region runs from base 578 to 2854 and encodes 758 amino acids. Gene Ontology annotation, cellular component: extracellular matrix.